Messenger RNA from Miscanthus lutarioriparius, 450 nucleotides. The record is from the annotation of a GenBank genome assembly. NCBI's taxonomy places the organism in Eukaryota, Viridiplantae, Streptophyta, Magnoliopsida, Poales, Poaceae.
AUGGAGAGCACCUUCAUCAUGAUCAAGCCUGACGGCGUCCAGAGGGGCCUCAUUGGUGAGAUCAUCAGCCGUUUCGAGAAGAAGGGCUUCUACCUCAAGGCCUUGAAGCUUGUGAACGUGGAGAGGUCGUUCGCCGAGAAGCACUACGCUGAUCUGUCCUCCAAGCCCUUCUUCCAGGGCCUCGUGGACUACAUCAUCUCUGGCCCUGUGGUGGCCAUGGUCUGGGAGGGCAAGAGCGUCGUCACAACUGGCCGCAAGAUCAUCGGCGCCACCAACCCCCUGGCUUCUGAGCCCGGCACCAUCCGUGGUGACUUCGCUGUCGACAUUGGCAGGAAUGUCAUUCAUGGAAGCGACAGCAUUGAGAGUGCUAACAAGGAGAUUGCCCUGUGGUUCCCCGAGGGCCUCGCUGAUUGGCAGAGCAGCCAGCACCCUUGGAUCUACGAGAAGUAA